GCUGAGGCUUUGGUCAACCACAGGAAAUUUGAAGAUGCAAUAAUUUGUCACCAAAAAGCAUCAGAGUUUCUCCAGGAGGCAAUGAAGAUGACCCAGGUCAAACAGGCUCUGGUUUCCUUGCAGUUACAGGUAAACAAUCAUGGUCGGCAGCAAAGAAUCUUGAAAGAAAAAUGGAAGAGAUGUGAAAUUGAACAACAAAAGAGAAUGCAGGAACAGGCAAGGGUAAUUCAAGAAAGACCAAAUCAUGAAAUGGCCAAAAGCGACAGAGGUGUACCAGCAAAAGUGGAAAUGAAAAACAGUACAGAAUUGGUUGAUGUUAAAAAAGAAACAGAAUGUUUGCAAUCUAGUAGUUUAGUGAUAUCAGCAGAGAACUUCUCGGUGUCAUCCACAAGCUCUUCCUCUGACUGUGCUGGUUCUAAAGAUGAGAAAUCAGCAGUAAAAGAUCUUGAAGGACAAGUCAGUGACUUGCAAAUGCAAGUUCUAUCUCUUAGUCAGGAAUUAGAGGACUGCAACAGGGAGAACUCAAGGUUGAAGAAAGCGCUAGACAAUGUUCGUGAGUUUGUGAAGUUUCAAUUUGGCUAUGAAAUUGAAGAUGAAAUGCUUGAUUUUAAUCUUGUCAAGAGCCAGCGUGGAACUCAAUUAGAGCUGUUUCCUAGCAAUGCUCACCUAAUUCAAGAGAGUAAAGAUAGGGAUGUUUAUAAUGAAGAUUUAAAAGGAGAACAUCAGGCAGUUACGUGUAAAGAAAUCGGUGCCAAGACCACUGAGAGUGAGUUUGAUAAAGACAUACCUCUUCCUGCUUUAGAAACACCUCAAUUUACUUAUGAAGAUGAACAUAAUGAAGAAGCAACCAGUUGACAGGCUCUGCCUAGUGAUUCCGUGUGUAGUGUUUGGUAACGAUCACUUUUAAGA
Messenger RNA from Orbicella faveolata, 909 nucleotides. RefSeq lists its product as uncharacterized. Gene Ontology annotation, biological process: autophagy. NCBI's taxonomy places the organism in Eukaryota, Metazoa, Cnidaria, Anthozoa, Scleractinia, Merulinidae. The record is from RefSeq and is a predicted model, not a curated record.